Messenger RNA from Frieseomelitta varia, 2429 nucleotides. RefSeq names its product pikachurin-like. NCBI's taxonomy places the organism in Eukaryota, Metazoa, Arthropoda, Insecta, Hymenoptera, Apidae. The transcript has 12 exons. The coding region runs from base 1 to 2100 and encodes 699 amino acids. The record is from RefSeq and is a predicted model, not a curated record. Gene Ontology annotation, molecular function: calcium ion binding.
AUGGCUGAAAAUUCGAGUUUGGUAUCAGGAGAACAUGACCUUCGAGGAGGUGGUAAGACAUCGCUCACCGGAGAGCAUGACAGUCGAGGAAGUGGCAUGACAUUGCCCGCCGAUAAGGAGUUCUCCUCGUACAGAAGUUUUUUAAAAAAUUUUGAUCCUGGAAUGUCUGAGGCCGAAGUAAGAUCGCCGCGGUUCACCGGAUCCGGUUGGCUGGCGUUCCCUGCCCUGAAGGCUGCUUACAAGCACGUUCAAUUAGAAUUGGAAUUUCGGCCGGAGGCCUGGGACGGUAUACUGCUGCUAGCCGGCGAGAGGGACGAUCUUCAGGGUGACUUCAUGGCCUUGAUUCUGCAUCACGGCUUCAUCGAGUUCAGGUUCGAUUGCGGGAGCGGAGUCGGCACAGUCAGGAGCACGCAAACAGUGAGGCUGAACGAGUGGAACACCUUGACCGUCUACAGGCACCGAUGGGACGCCUGGAUUCAGCUGAAUCAAGAGAAACGCGUCGAGGGGAGAUCGAAGGGCUUGUUUGCGAGGAUUACCUUCCGCGAGCCGUUGUUCGUCGGCGGCCCCGGAAACACGACCGGCCUCGAGCGACUUCCGGUGAGGACCGGAUUUAAGGGUUGCGUCCGGCAUCUGGAAGCCAAUGAACACCGCUAUCGUUUCCCCCUCGCGCCGCAGGGCGACGCCGCGAAUGGUUUCGACGUUGAGGAGUGCACGGCGGACAGAUGCAGCAAGGUGCCCUGUUCCCAUGGCGGCAAGUGUCUAACUACGGGAGGCGACACGGCCGUGUGCCUCUGUCCCCUCGGAUACACCGGCGAUCUGUGCGAGACCAGGGUGGAUCUUCAGGUACCGUCGUUCAACGGAUCCUCUUAUCUGCGUUACCCCGGAUUGGCCGACACGUCGCUAUCCUGGCUGGAAUUGGCUGUCACGUUGAAACCGACUGCCGCCGACGGAGUUAUACUUUACAAUGGCCACCACAGCGACGCUACCGGCGACUUCGUCGCGUUGUACUUGUCGUCGGGGCACGUUCAGUUUACCUUUGACCUGGGAACAGGACCAGCCAGUUUGAGGAGCGAGAACCCGGUUCGUCUGGGUGAAUGGGUGGAGGUGCGAGUGUCAAGAACCGGACGCCUGGCCUCGCUCGAAGUGGAGGAUGACCCUCCGCAGGAAAUCCUGGCGCCAGGGGCUUUCACGCAACUGUCGUUGCCCCUAAAUCUUUACUUGGGCGGCGCGCCAUCCACCGACAUGUACUCGCCGAAGAUGAAAACGACCGCCAGCUUCGUGGGAUGCAUUCAGACGGUCAUUUUGAACCGUCGUGAGAUUGGGAUUCUCGCCGAGGCACUGGGCGGAGUGAAUGUCGGCAAUUGCGGACACGCGUGCGAAGCGAGGCCCUGCGGAGACGCGGAGUGCCGUCCGCUCCGGGACCGAUUUACGUGUCGCUGUCGGCCUGGCAUGCCGCAUCCGUGUCCAGCGCCGGACGACAACACGAUUCUGGACAGCUCUCUGGUGAAACCUAACGGCGGCACGCACUACGAGAGAUCGGUGCCUAGUUUCUCCGGCAGCGAGAGCUACCUUCAUUACAACGACGCUGACACGAUGAAGAGGAUAAUAAGCUACAGGGUGGAUAUCAAUAUGAGAUUCAGGGCGAGCAGCAGUAGCGGGUUGCUGUUAUGGAGCGGACGGCAAGCGGACCCGCAAGAACAAAGGGACGAGAACGACGAUUUUCUUGCUCUUGGCUUGGAUCGUGGUUAUCUGACUUUGGCUUAUAAUCUUGGCUCCGGGGAGGCUGUUCUACGAUACAAUUUAACGAGACUGGACGAUGAUCUAUGGCACCGAGUCCGCGCAGUCAGGAACGAACAAUGGGCUUCGCUGGUGGUCGACAGCGGAACCGGAGUAUCCGCGUCGUCGCCUGGACAGCUCAGACAGCUGAACACUGACACGGGUCUCUAUGUCGGUGGUGCGCCGGAUAUUGUGAGGACAACAGGCGGAAGAUACACGAAGGGCAUCGUCGGUUGCAUCAGUGACCUGGUUCUCGACUCGGAUUUCUCCGUGGCGCUGUCAUCACCAGGACAAGCUACCAACACGCACUCGUGUAUCCCCUGAAAGACAUCCGUGCCGUCCGACGUUAGAUGGUUAGGUCCGCGUGGACCAGCGCUAGGAUAUAAAAAUGCGUCGCGAUGAAUAACGCUGGCCAAGCCAGAGAUCGACGUCGUUGCAACAGCGUUUAAGGUGGACCGCGGCCGCCUUCAGACGCCUUGAACGCUGGAUCGCGUCUCGGCGUGGAAAAAAAGAAAAGAAAAAAGAAAAAAAAAAGGAAAAAAAAAACAAACGAUUUAUACACACCAAAUCACCACGGUUCAUCAUUUUUGUACAGACACAUCAACGACGAGAAUAAACUCUGCCGAAGAGAAUAAGUAAGGUAACAGAAAAAU